CCUCAUCAUAUCUGUCCACCUGCCCUAGGGAUGGAUGAGGUCGAUUGUUUGUCAGCCAGGCUUGAAUUACCAUGUGGGCUUGUUUUGCCCAACCGGUUAGUCAAGGCAGCAAUGGAGCCAUGCCUUGCUAAAAGCAGGAAACCAAGCGAGAAUCACUUCAACUUGUAUUCAGAAUGGUCUGAUGGGGGGUUUGGAUUGAUAAUCACCGAAAACAUUCAAGUAGCAGAGCAUUACAUAGGCUCGCCCCAUGACAUAGUUAUGCUACCUUCGGAUUUGGAUAGAGUUCCUGAAAGCUGGACCACCUGGGCCAAAUCAUGUCGCACGCCUACACUCGUCCAACUUUGUCAUGCAGGACUUCAGUCGUCUCGAGGGUGUGGUCGGUACGUUUGGGAGCCCUCGAUCUCCCCUACUUCGAUGAGAAUAUCGAUGGGAGACUCUUUACUUGCAAGAGCUCUUUCUAUUUUACUGUUCAACACUUCACGGAUGAUGGAUAAAAAUGAUAUCAAAAGGGUGGUGCAACAGUUCGCGGACGGGGCUUUAUUGGCACAUCGCAGUGGGUUUCUGGGUGUGCAGCUGCAUUGUAGCCAUGGCUAUCUCUUAGCUCAAUUUUUAAGCCCGAGGACCAACAAGCGCAGCGAUGAAUACGGCAACAGCUCCUUUAACCGCCUGAGACUUCUCUUUGAGAUCAUCGAUGCCAUUCGAGCUUCUCUUCCUGCUUCAUUUUGUCUUUCUGUUAAGCUCAACUCGGCCGACUUUGUGACUGGGGGGUUAACUGAAGCUGAUGCUCUUCAAAAUGUUGAGUGGAUCGUUCAGCAUGGAGGUGUUGACCUGAUCGAGAUAUCCGGGGGAACGUACGAAAAUUCUUUAGCGAUGGGGAAAUGCCAUCAGACGAGGGGGCCAGACCCAAAAAUGAUGAUGGGCAUAGAGAAGGACUUGGUUUGAAGAUUCGACCCCGAGAGGCUUUUUUUGCCAACUUUGCUGCCCGGGCACGAGCGCGCGUCCAAGAGAUUUGUCCAAAGAGCACACCUUUGAUUCUCUUGACAGGAGGUUUUCGGACACGCAUUGGAAUGGCCGCGGCAAUUGAUGCGGGUCAUACUGAUUUGAUUGGGAUUGGUCGGCCAGCUUGCCUGAACCCUCAUAUAGCUUCUCGUAUACUAGAUCCAAAUACGCCCGAACCCAUCUGUCCAAGAGUCAAGAUUCGAGGGAUUGGUCUCUGGCAAACCAUAAUACCCAUCAAUCUCGUGGGGGCUGGUUUCAGUACUGUAUGGCACGCGUGGCAACUACAAAGGAUUUCAAAAGGCAAAAAGGUUGAUUUACAGUGCAGUGCAUUGGCAGCUCUCAGGGCUCUGGGGCCGUCCAAAUCUUCUCAUAUUUCGCUCAUUCUAUACGCCACCAUAAUUAUCGGCCUUCUCACAUCUUUGCAAAAGUUGAUCCAGUGAUAUUGAGAAAAACCAGAGAAACCACUUGUCAACUUAUCUAUGAGUACCCUUACAAUUCAGCCACCUUUGGUUCAUGUUACUUGACAUCCUUUGAUAUAUACCUGACCUGAGGAAAGGAAUGCAUUUAUCUUUUGUAGAGAUGUCC
Molecule: messenger RNA, 1584 nt
Organism: Melampsora larici-populina 98AG31
Lineage: Eukaryota; Fungi; Basidiomycota; Pucciniomycetes; Pucciniales; Melampsoraceae
Exons: 10
Coding region: 31-942 (303 amino acids)
Molecular function (GO): oxidoreductase activity; FMN binding
Source: RefSeq, a predicted model, not a curated record